Molecule: messenger RNA, 1567 nt
Organism: Triticum aestivum (bread wheat)
Lineage: Eukaryota; Viridiplantae; Streptophyta; Magnoliopsida; Poales; Poaceae
Exons: 3
Coding region: 181-1293 (370 amino acids)
Source: RefSeq, a predicted model, not a curated record
GGCUCUCUGCUAAACUCAGCACCGUCACGCGGCUGGCGCGACGGUGGAGAGAUCGAUCGCUCGCCUUCCCGAUAUAAAACCAGGGACCCCUCUCGGCGCACCGAUCCGACGGCCUCCGCGUCCGGAUUGGCAACGUUCCAAUUAAUCACCAGGCCCUAAAUCUCCGGUGCGCGCGGGUUCAUGGCCGCGCCGCUGUGGCCGCGCGCCAAUGAGAGCGGCGGCUGGCCGGAGCAGGGCGGCGCCGGGCCGGGGGCGAGGCGGCUGGCCACGGCGCUGCUGUUCCUGGCGGCCGUCGCGCUGCCGUGCCUCGUGCUGUACCGCGCCGUCGCGCCCGGCGGGGUGCUCGUCCAGCCCGCCGCCCGCCUGCCGUGGCUACAGGCCGGCGCGCCGCCGCACGACGACGACGACGUCGACCUGGAGAGCGAGAGCGAGGACGUGAGGCUGGAGCGAGUGCUCCGGGCGGCGGCGAUGGCCAACGACACGGUGAUCCUGACGACGCUCAACUCGGCGUGGGCGGAGCCGGGGUCCAUGGUGGACGUGUUCCUGGAGAGCUUCCGGUUGGGCGAGCACACCCGGGAGCUGCUCGACCACCUCGUCAUCGUCUCGCUCGACCUCGCGGCGCACCGCCGCUGCAAGCAGAUCCACCCGCACUGCCUGGCGGUGGCCACGGAGGGCGUCGACUUCUCGGGGCAGAAGAACUUCAUGACGGACGGGUACCUGCGGAUGAUGUGGCGCCGGAUCGACUUCCUCCGGCAGGUCCUGGAGAAGGGCUACAGCUUCAUCUUCACGGACACGGACAUCGUGUGGCUGCGCAGCCCGCUGCCGCGCCUCUACGCCGAGGGGGACUUCCAGAUCGCCUGCGACCACUUCACCGGCGACCCCGACGACGUCCUCGGCAACGCGCCCAACGGCGGCUUCGCCUACGCGCGCGCCAACACCGAGACGGUGGAGCUGUACCGCUACUGGUACGCGGCUAGGGAGCGCCACCCGGGCCUGCACGACCAGGACGUGCUCAACCUCAUCAAGGCCGACCGCUACCUGGCCGAGGUGGGCGUCCGGAUCAGGUUCCUCAGCACCGAAUUCUUCGGGGGCCUCUGCGAGCCCAGCCGCAACCUCAGCGCCGUCUGCACCAUGCACGCCAACUGCUGCGUCGGCCUCCGCCGCAAGAUCGCCGACCUCACCCUCAUCCUCCACGACUGGAGGAGCUUCAUGUCGCUCAGGGGCCCCGACAAGCGCUCCGCCGCCUCAUGGAGCGUGCCACGGAACUGCAGCCUGGAUAAAGUGGAGGAGUAGCACAGGCUGAGGAUCAUUUGUUACUACAGAAGAAUGGUAGACACCGGAUUCGUAUGCGUUUAGCAAGUGAUUAGCUGCUGACCGAGGAGACAUGGAGGCGUGUCUGUAAAGAUUGUGUUCUGACAACAUCGGUGCUUUCUUGUUACUAGUACCGUAGCCCGUAUAUUCACAUAUACAUUCACUAGAUGGCAGUUGCCAAACCUAGUGACCCUGCUCAAAUUGACUGAUUGCAAUCGAAUGUAAUCAAGUGCUAAUUGAGCUGCUUUCCGACUCC